CUUCGACAUUGGAAAUAUAUCCCCGAAAGCAAGUGGACAUUCCUCUCUUUCCUCCAUCCUUUCAACUGGCCUUGUCCUUUCUCCUGCCAGCUGUCACUAGACUGUCUGUCGUUAUACUCAGUGCGUGCCCAUCAUGCGCUUCAACGCGGCUAUUGCUCCGGCUCUUUAUGCGUCGGCCAUCCUUGCCGGCAAUGCAUUCGCGCAGGAUGAGAGCGAGCCUUCGACCACUGUGAUCGAGCGGCCGACUUUUACUCCUACAAAGUUGAAAGCCCCUUUCCUAGAGCAAUUCACCGAUGACUGGGACACGCGGUGGACGCCCUCCCAUGCGAAGAAACUGGAUUCCAAGAGCGACGAGGAUUGGGCAUACGUGGGCGAGUGGUCUGUCGAAGAACCAACCGUGUUCCCUGGAAUCGCUGGUGACAAGGCGUUGGUCGUCAAGAAUGCUGCGGCGCACCAUGCCAUCUCUGCCAAGUUCCCUGAAGUCAUUGACAACAAGGGAAAGACCUUGGUCGUUCAGUAUGAAGUCAAGCUCCAAAACGGACUGGAGUGCGGAGGUGCCUACAUGAAGUUACUGCGUGAAAACAAGGAGCUGCACGCGGAGGAGUUCUCCAACGCCUCCCCUUACGUUAUCAUGUUUGGUCCUGAUAAGUGCGGAUCUACCAACAAGGUUCACUUCAUCUUCCAGCACAAGAACCCUAAGACGGGCGAGUACGAAGAGAAGCACCUCAAGAGUCCUCCACAGGCCAAGAUCAGCAAGCUCACCACUCUCUACACCCUGAUCGUGAAACCGGACAACACGUUUGAAUUGUUGAUCGACAACAAAUCCGCAAAGAAUGGAAGCCUGCUCGAGGAUUUCUCGCCCGCAGUCAACCCGCCCAAGGAGAUCGAUGACCCGAACGACAAGAAGCCUGAAGAUUGGGUUGACCUGGCCCGCAUCCCGGACCCUGACGCCAAGAAGCCAGAUGAUUGGGAUGAAGACCAGCCCUUCGAGAUCGUGGAUGAGGAUGCCGAAAAGCCUGACGAUUGGCUUGAGGAUGAGCCGGCCACCAUUCCUGAUCCAGAGGCCGAGAAACCGGAGGACUGGGACGAUGAGGAAGAUGGAGACUGGAUCCCUCCCCAGGUGCCCAACCCCAAAUGUGAAGAAGCUUCAGGCUGCGGCAAGUGGGAGCCUCCGAUGAAGAGGAAUCCUCUGUACAAGGGCAAGUGGACUGCGCCCUACAUCGACAACCCGGAGUACAAGGGACCAUGGGCACCACGGAAGAUCCAUAAUCCAGACUACUUUGAGGACAAGACUCCUUCGAACUUUGAGCCAAUGGGAGCGAUUGGUUUCGAAAUCUGGACGAUGCAAUCCGACAUCACGUUCGACAACAUCUACAUCGGACACUCUGUUGAGGACGCUGCCGCUUUCCGGGCCGAGACAUACGACAUCAAACGACCGAUCGAAGAGGCUGCUGAAGCAGCAACGAAGCCCAAGACGCCCGACACGCCCAAGUCACCGUCGGACCUGAAAUUCCUCGACGACCCCGUCACUUUCGUCAAGGAGAAGCUUGAGCUCUUUGUGACUCUUGCCCAGAAAGACCCCAUUGAGGCAAUCAGAUUCAUGCCCGAGGUUGCUGGCGGGAUUGGAGGAGCCCUCGCUCUUGUUAUCGCCCUUCUCGUCGGGCUCAUGGGCGCGGGCAGCUCAGCAGCUCCAUCUAAGGAAGACAUCAAGAAGAGUGCCCAAAAGGCCAAGGAAGCCGCCGCAGAGGCCAAGGACAAGGCUGCGGAGGUCACUGCCAGUGGCGCCGAAGCUGUCAAGGCUGAAGUUAACAAAAGAACAACCCGUUCCAGCGGCCCCGCGGAGUAGACCUGCAGGUCACAUUCUCGGUUUACACCACGGAUGUUGCUGGCGGCUAUUGAUUGGCAGUAGGCAGUGUCCAACACUUGCAGUCGCAGCGCGUCAUCAUCAAAAAAGUGCUUUGGAACCUCUCGCGGACGGAGGAUGAAACGGGAGAUUGAUGGUGGACGGUGGGGACGCGUGAAACUAAGGUUAUUCUGUACUGCCCUUGCGGCUUGCUAUAGUCAGUCAGCACUUGGUGUGUUAAUGGCAAGUGGCGUGGCGUGGCGCAGAAGAGCAUUUUCUUGUUUCAGUAUGAGUUAUGCAGCGAGCCAACAUCAAUACAUUUCAUUUUCCAUUUUG
This is a messenger RNA of Exophiala dermatitidis NIH/UT8656, 2179 nucleotides long. Its product is annotated as calnexin. Gene Ontology annotation, cellular component: endoplasmic reticulum; endoplasmic reticulum membrane. Gene Ontology annotation, biological process: protein folding. Lineage: Eukaryota; Fungi; Ascomycota; Eurotiomycetes; Chaetothyriales; Herpotrichiellaceae. The transcript has 4 exons. Gene Ontology annotation, molecular function: calcium ion binding. The record is from RefSeq and is a predicted model, not a curated record. The coding region runs from base 134 to 1846 and encodes 570 amino acids.